This is a messenger RNA of Otolemur garnettii (small-eared galago), 2474 nucleotides long. Its product is annotated as protein ARMCX6. Lineage: Eukaryota; Metazoa; Chordata; Mammalia; Primates; Galagidae. Bases 1004 to 1903 code for a protein of 299 amino acids. The transcript is spliced from 2 exons. The record is from RefSeq and is a predicted model, not a curated record. Gene Ontology annotation, cellular component: mitochondrion.
AAGUCCUGCUAGUCGUCUCGGUCUGGGUACCAACCCCCUAUUACUCGGCAGGCGUGUGAAGGAAGAAUGGAACUAGCUGGAACUGUGCAGGUCGGUGUGAGGGUGGGCGCCUUUUGCGAGGAGGUGGGAGUGGAAGAGGACCGAGAGUGCUGCCAGUCCAAGUUCGGGCUGAUCGGGGCUGUAUCGCUUUCUUGCCUACUUUCUAAAUUCCGCCUCCGACCCCCAGCGCACCCUGUGCUCAAAUUAGUAGAGAGAAGUGGCGGGCUUCGGGUGGGGGUGAGAGGAAAGUACGACGGUUCCAGAGACUAGGAGAAAAGAAGCAUUCCUCAAUCGGGGCAUUUAUAUCUCGGUCCGUCCACCAAGCACUCCGUCCCCUCGGUCCCCUGACUGUUUGCAGGUUGGUAGGUCUGUUGGCCUGUAGGUCGCGGCGCAAGUCUCAGGGAGAGAAGGAGCAAACUGCCGUGGUUGGAACCGUGCAGGUCGGUGUGAAGACUCUGUCCAUCUGUCGCUUAUGGAGGGAACACUGAUAACAGAAGAUAAAGGAAGAAGGAAUUUACCUCACUGGAGAGAUUGAUAGGCGACUGCCCCUGAGGUGUGGUGAAAGAGGAGACUGUCUGAGGGAUAGACUCUCCCACUGGACCUCCUGGUCAUCAUAGCACAGGCCCAUCUCCCAUCCUUCUCUGUGGUCCAGGGAAGAGAACUGGUGGAUCCUGAGGGUAGAUGGGGGGGAAACAGAAAAGAGCAAAGACCCAGUUUACUAAUAAUUCACUUUUCUCACCAAGCACUUAAUUCCAUUGUCUGGUGAGGCACAAACCCAGGACCACCCAAAGGCCUAAUACUCUUUUUUCACCCACAGAUUCAUAACAAAACAGCUGCAGGAACCAAGAGAGGCUGAAGACUACUGCUUUCUCCAUUACUUAUCCUGGCCCUAAGAAUUCUCUUCAGUCAGGGGGAGCAAGACCCUCUCCUGUAAUCUCCUGUGGAAGCUGGCACGGACUUGACCAUGGGCCGAGCUCGGGAAGUGGGUUGGGUGGCAGCAGGACUGAUGAUUGGGGCUGGUGCCUGCUACUGUGUUUACAAACUGACUAUAGGAAGAGAUGACAGUGACAAAUUGGAGGAGGAGGAGGAAGAGGAAUGGGAAAAUGACGAGCUGGAUGAGGAGGAGCCUGACAUUUGGUUUGACUUAACAACUAUAACUAGACCGUGGAGUGAGGAUGGGGACUGGACAGAACCUGGGGCCCCAGGUGGCACUGAGGACAGGCCUUCAGGGGGGGGCAAGGCCAACCGAGCACACCCAAUAAAACAGCGGCCCUUCCCCUACGAACACAAAAACACUUGGAGUGCUCAAAACUUUAAAAAUGGCAGUUGCAUUCUUGACCUCUCCAAGUCUCUUUUCAUUCAGGGAAAAAUGUUCUUUGCUGAGUCUAAGAAUGUGUGUUUUUCAUUUAGCCAUGAUAUCAAUAGUCCUUUGGCCAGUCUCUCAAUGGUUGGAAACAUGAUCCCCACUCCUGACCCCACUGUUGGAGAGGCUUUGUGUGCCCCAGAUAACUUGAAUGCGAGUAUUGAAAAGCAGGGCCAGAUUAAGAUGUACCUCAUUGAAGUGUGUCGGGAGACUGUGUUACGUUGCUGCAACUCAUUUCUGCAGCAGGCAGGAUUAAAUUUGUUAAUAAGCAUGACAGUUAUUAAUAACAUGCUUGCCAAGUCCGUUUCAGACUUGAAGUUUCCUUUGAUAUCAGAGGAAAGUGGAUGUGCUAAGGUUCAGCUUUUAAAACCACUGAUGGGUUUGUCUGAAAAGCCAGUCUUGGCAGGGGAAUUGCUCAGUGCCCAGAUGCUAUUGUCAUCUGUGACCCUCUUUAUCAGAAAUGGAAACAGAGAGAUGCCCGUGGAAACCCUUGCCCUGUAAAUGGCCAUCUGGAACACAAUGGGACUGAAUCGGCUCCGAACCCACUUGGCCUGCAGAUGUCAAAGAAUCUGCGGAGAGUGCUAGGGAAGAUCCACCCUUAGCGAUCACCACAUCACUGGGUGAAAGUGCCAGUGCUAAAUGGAGGACCACACUCCUUUCUAUUGGCCAGGCAGGGGCUCCCACAGAGCUUUGAGUAAUUCCUUGGUUUUGCAGUCUGCAGGCAAAGUGCAAUGUAAAUUACUCCCUGAAAGCCUCCUUCAUGUGGUAAAGGGAUCACUCUGGCUGCCUGCUGUGAAUAAAGAACACCAAAUCUUAUGUUACCUGUGGUGGGGGUAGUCUCCCUCUCUGAGCAGGACCACGUCAGAGCUUGGGCUGAAAAUGCAUUUGUUACAGCUUAGGUUGACUUAUUUUUCAUCUACUCUCUUCUACACGAGCUGAGGGAUGGGGAACCUAUUCAUCAAAAAAAGGGCACUCCCAUUCUAUCUGUUGUACUGACUUCACCUCUUCCACCCCAGUCCACAUCUGUGUGUACCAUCAAUAAAGUUGUGUGCUUCGACUGGCAAAAAAGAGA